UUGGACAUUCAAAGACACGGGAAAGCAGUUUUGUUGUAUAGCAAUGUGCCAUCACAAGUCAAAAAGUCAAUCAAAAGUAUGAAAUCAGUAGUCAAUAUAUUUUUUUUCCCCUUAAUUCUAUGGUGCUUAAGUAGUCUCCAACUUGAGAGAGUUCUUUUCUGAGUAGCGAGGAGCCAUAAGAAAAUGGAAAAGAAGCAGCAGAAGAAGAUCAUGGAGCAAGAGUUCAAGGGCCAAACGAGGUUACCCAAAUUUGCAAUCCCAAAAAGUUACAAUCUUUACCUUCAACCUGACCUCUUCGCCUGCAACUUCUCUGGUACUGUAGAAAUCAGGCUCACCAUCACUGAACCCUCAAGCUUUAUGGUUUUGAAUUCCCUUGAACUCAAAAUUCAUGAAGCUUCCUUCACCAGUGAGUCUAAUAACCAGAAGUACCUUCCAUUUGAUGUUCUGGUGGAUGAUGAAGAUGAGAUACUUGUGUUGCCCUUCGACGUACCGAUUUCAGUUGGCGAUGGUGUCCUUAAGAUUGACUUCUCUGGGUCGCUUAACGAGCAUCUGAGAGGGUUUUACAGAUGCACUUAUUUGGAUGGAGAAACAAAGAAGAACAUGGUGGCAACCCAGUUCGAAGCUGUGGAUGCUAGGAGGUGUUUCCCAUGCUGGGAUGAACCUGCUCUUAAGGCAACUUUCAGGGUAGCCAUAGACGCUCCAGUGGAGCUAACAGCAUUGUCAAACAUGCCGGUUGCUGAUGAAACGAUUCAUGGGAAUAUCAAGACAGUUACUUUUCAGGAAUCUCCCCUCAUGUCAACUUAUUUAGUAGCCGUUGUCCUUGGUGUAUUUGAUCAUGUUGAACAGACAACCUCAGAUGGGAUUAAGGUUCGCGUAUAUUGCCCUAAAGGGAAAAGAGAUGAAGGGACAUAUGCUCUUAGCCUUGCUGUGAAGUCGCUUGAUCUGUUUAGUCAAUACUUCUCAAUGGCAUAUCCACUUCCCAAGCUUGAUAUGGUUGCUGUCCCUGAGUUUUCUGGUGGAGCUAUGGAGAACAAUGGUCUCAUAAUCUUUCGCGAGAACGAGUUACUUCAGAAUGACCUGAUAUCUUCAGCUUCCAGGAAGCAAAGGUUGGCAAUUGUUAUGGCACAUGAAGUAGCACACCAUUGGUUUGGCAAUCUGGUUACAAUGGAAUGGUGGACUCAUUUAUGGCUUAAUGAAGGCUUUGCAACCUGGAUAAGUUACCUAGCAACAGACAUUAUGUUUCCGGAAUGGAAAAUAUGGGCUCAGUUUCUUCAAAUGGUCACGAGUGGCCUACGGAUUGAUGCACUUCAAGGAUCACAUCCAAUUGAGAUAGAGGUGAAGUAUGCUCGGUUGGUGAACGAAACCUUCGACGAUGUCUGCUACAAAAAGGGUUCUUCUGUUGUCAGAAUGCUGCAGGGCUAUCUUGGAGAUGCCAUUUUUCAGAAAUCCUUGAGUGCAUACAUGAAGAGAUAUGCUUGGGGAAAUGCCAAGACAGAAGAUUUGUGGAGUGUUCUGUCAGAAGUGUCAGGUGUUCGGGUAAACUCGAUGAUGGACAGUUGGACAAAGCAGAAAGGAUAUCCAGUCAUCUCUGUCAAACUUAAAGAUCAGUUCUUGGAAUUUGAACAGGCUCAAUUCUUAUCAUCGGGGCAAGCUUCCAAUGCUGCUAACUGGAUAGUUCCAAUCACCUUGAUCCUUGGAUCUUACAAGAGAAGGAAGACAUUCUUGUUGGAAACAGAAGUUGGAAGGUUUCACCUGUCUGAUCUUGAUCAGUCCUCCAAUGGAGAUCCAAUCUCAUUUGGUGAAGAUCUAUGGAUCAAAGUUAACGUCGAGCAAAGUGGGUUCUACAGAGUGAAAUAUGAAAACAAACUGUCAGCAAGGCUGAAGAAGGCUGUAGUGGACAAUCAGUUAUCAGCAACAGAUAAAUUUGGAAUUCUGGAUGACGUAUUUGCUCUUUGUGAAUCUUGUGAACUUCCAUUAUCAAAUUUGCUGUCCCUCAUGGAUGUGUACAGAAAGGAGCUUGACUAUGCCCUUCUGUCAAGACUCAUGGAUAUAUGUUACAGCAUUCUAGAGGUCUCCACAGAUGCCAUCCCGGGUUCAGUCAAUGAUCUGAAAGCAUUCUUCAUCAGUCUCCUCCAAUUCUCUGCAGGGAAACUGGGGUGGGAAUCAGUUCCAGGCGAGAGCCAUUUGGAUGCUCUUCUGAGGGGAGAAAUUCUCCUUACAUUGGCUGUUCUAGGACAUGAUGGAACCAUCAACAAGGCAAUGAACCGAUUCGAGGCUUUCUUAAAUGACAGAAACACACCCUUCCUUUCAGCUGACACAAGAAAGGCUGCAUAUGUUGCUGCAAUGAGGAAUUCGAACAGCACGAACACAAAGAGAGACGGGUUCGAGUCAUUGCUGAAGAUCUAUAGAGAAUCUGAUGCAGUCCAAGAGAAAGAACGUGUCUUGCGCUGCAUAGCGACUUCAUCAGAUCCAGAAGUCGUCGAAGAUGCCCUCAACCUGUUAGUGUCUGAUGCAGUAAGAGAUCAAGAUAUAGUCUAUGGAUUGGCUGGAAUAAGCCUAGAAGGCCGUGAAAUGGCAUGGAGAUGGCUGAAGGAGAAGUGGAGCUUCAUCUUGAACAAGUAUGGUGAUGGAUUGUUGAUCACGCAUUUUGUCAGAGACAUAAUCUCACCUUUUUGCAGCCACGAAAAGGCCGACGAGAUCGAGACAUUCUUCACAGAGCACGGGACAGGAGCGAUCGAAAUGAAUUUGAAGCAGAGCAUAGAGAAAGUGAGAAUCAAAGCCAGGUGGGCUGAGAGCAUUGUGAAGCAAGAAAGCUCCAUUGAAGAACUUGUCCAACAACUUACCUACAGCAACAAGUAAACUAUAAUAUACAAUAAUAAUGUGGGGGGAGAGGUUGGUCAUUUUGGUUUGGUUAUUAAGUUAGCCUUGAAUUUAUAAACGUUUUGGUGACACAUUAUUAUUAUUGUUAUUGUAUGGUCAAAAGCAAAACAUGGAAACUGUGUGGAAAAAAGGUUGUCUCCAACCUGGUUUUGAUGGGAACACUGUUGUAAUUGAUUGCAAGGCAAGUCAUUGGCUGGGUUGGGUUAGAAUCAAAACCAACCAUAUUUCCAUGUGUAUUGUAUAUUAUUUUUCAAUUUUAAUUAAGACUUUGUAGCUUUUCAUGGUUAAGACAUCCUUCCAUGUUCUUAGCCACCUUCUUUGGUCUGGAUUUGAUUAAUUUGGUUAAUCAAUUAGAUGAUUGCAU
Molecule: messenger RNA, 3244 nt
Organism: Linum trigynum
Lineage: Eukaryota; Viridiplantae; Streptophyta; Magnoliopsida; Malpighiales; Linaceae
Source: the annotation of a GenBank genome assembly